Molecule: messenger RNA, 1605 nt
Organism: Chaetomium fimeti
Lineage: Eukaryota; Fungi; Ascomycota; Sordariomycetes; Sordariales; Chaetomiaceae
Product: P-loop containing nucleoside triphosphate hydrolase protein
Exons: 6
Coding region: 279-1520 (413 amino acids)
Biological process (GO): DNA repair; meiotic DNA recombinase assembly; reciprocal meiotic recombination
Cellular component (GO): replication fork; Rad51B-Rad51C-Rad51D-XRCC2 complex; Rad51C-XRCC3 complex
Molecular function (GO): ATP-dependent DNA damage sensor activity; crossover junction DNA endonuclease activity; ATP binding
Source: RefSeq, a predicted model, not a curated record
UUCCUCUCUCUUCACCGUUUUCUUUUUGGCUUCCAUGAAAUCCCUGUUUUUUUUAGUGUUCUUGGUUGAUUACCUAAGUUAAGUACCGAAUCUGCAAUCUGGAUCUCACCCCUCUUCUCCUUCGUGGAAGGACCGGGCCGCACUUCCGUCCUCGCUCUUGGGCUGCAGCAACGACUCCACGGAAAGCGAACAGAACGAACGCUUCACAUGGAAGAAGCGCAGCGGUAAAAAAUAAAACACGAUCGGUCACCUAUUACGGUAAACCACAGAGUACGAAGAUGGAUUAUCAUGCGAUUCACGGCCACGAUAUCUCGAGCUUUGAUCUACCCUCAACACAUCGUCUCCCUACCGUCUCGGCCGCACAGGCUCUGGAAGACUUGGAAGGAGACAACUCCAACUUCAUCCCAACCGGACUUGCAGCUCUCGAUGCGUCUCUCGGCCCGGAGUUGGCUAGCGUUGGGCAAGCCGGAAUCCAAAAAGGGCAUGUGACAGAGAUCUGGGGCCCUCCGGGGGCAGGAAAGACAGCGUUUGGACUCCAGCUCGCUUCCCACUGUCUCAGCGAAGGCCGCGGGGUUGUUUGGGUUGAUGGAUUCCAUCGCGUACCCAUCGAGCGUCUGCGCGCUAUCGUCGACAAAAAGAUCGGCGAGGGCGAGGAUGCAGAUCUCGACGGUCUCGACGCCUUUUCCCACUACACAUGCCCGAGCCUGCCGCAUUUGAUUGCGCUGCUAUGCAGGCCUACCGGGUUCUGUGUCCCGCAAGGGACAUCACUCGUGGUUGUCGACUCGCUCUCUGCCCUGGUCAACCAUACUUUCCCGAAGGUACCCGAAACACGCUCAUCCAGGGACGCCAAAGGUAACAAAGGACCUUCCGCUUCAGCCCGUAGGCUACAGGUUCUUCAAUAUAUUGUCGGCGGUCUUCAGAAGCUCGCUGCAACGCGAGACCUGGCCGUCGUGGUUCUCACUCAAUGUGCCACCAAGAUGCAGGCGGAACGCGGUGCCGCCCUGGUCCCGGCCAUUAACGCCAGCGUUUGGGAGCAGGGAAUGUCGACCAGACUCGUCCUGUUCCGGGACUGGCUGGAGGAGGGUCCAGAGACGCGGGGCUUGCAUUUUGUGGCGAUCCAGAAACUGAAUGGCAAGGGCGUUGGGCCCAUGAUUGAGAGUGUCUGCGCCUUCGAGGUGGAUCAACGCGGCCUGGUUCCGGUCCAGUACGACGACACCCAGCAGUCCAGGACACUCACGUCCACCCCAGCCCCGAAACGGAAACUUGGAGAUACCGACUUCGAGGUUGCCGACAGCGACGAUGAAGGCUACGGCUGGGACGACGACGAGGAACUCCCACCCAUGCCGUCACAGUGGCAGGGAAGCGAGGAUCUAUUACUCGUACGUAAGCCGGGAAGCGAUGACGACAACGAGGACGAUGGGCACCCGGUCGACGCCCGCGAAAGCGAAGAUGAAGAACCAGUCGAUGACAACGACUCAUCCGAUCAACCGAGCGAGCCAGACCAUCCGGCAAGCCAAUGAAGGCGCGGUUGACUUCACAUCCCAAACGCCUCUGCCCACUGCGACGACACCAGCCUCUCUAGCCCUCGGCAGAACCGUGUCCAUG